CACUGUCCCCAGAUAGUUCUUGAAACACUUGUGAGAAUGGGAUUACCUGAAAUGGAUUCGUCGGAAUGGAGCGCCUCAUUCUGGGUUUGACUUCAGUCCAUGUGGCACGCUCUGCCGUUCUGGGCUUAACUCGUUAACCGUCACCGUCAGCCACAUAAACUCACGUUUUCUCAGAGCCGCACGUGGGAAAGAUGUAAGAAGCGUUUGUUUUAUUAAGUGCUUGGAAGAUUGGACGGCGUUUCUGUUUCCUUCCCAAGUUUUAGUUGCCACUAGUUACAAUAUACGAUUAAAAUAGCUGCUGAGGAAGGGAUCUGCCUGUAAUAUAAGCGGUACGCAGCACGAGGAUUGCUGCAGUCGGUGCCAAGGGCUGAUUUAUAUUUUACUUGCAGCCUAAGGUGACAGCGGUUUGUGGUCUUUCGUUGUUUGUAGAGGCGCUUCGCUGUUUGCAGAUCUUUUCCUGUUUAUUGUUAAGGGAUAAUUCCCUGCACUCUGUAGCGAAAUGGGCGGAGGCAUGAGCAAGAUUUUGGAUGGUCUGUUCCUUGGGAAUAUUAGAGAUUCUGAAGACAAGGAGACAUUGGCUAAAAAUGGGAUCACUCAUAUUUUGUCAGUGUACAACAGCGCCAAACCUGUGCUGGAGGAUAUGACCUAUCUGUGUAUACAGGCAUCAGAUUCUUCAAACCAAAACCUCAUACAGCAUUUCAAAGAGUGUAUUACGUUUAUCCAUGAGUGCCGGUUGCAUGGAGGAGGUUGUCUUGUCCAUUGCCUGGCUGGAGUUUCACGUAGUACCACAGUCCUUGUUGCUUACCUCAUGACAGUGUCAAAAUUUGGGUGGGAAGACUGUAUUGCUGCCGUGAAGGCUAUUCGAUCCUAUGUUGGUCCUAAUUUUGGAUUCCAGCAACAGCUACAGGAAUUUGAAGUGAAGCACGUCAAAGAGUACCGAGAUUGGCUGCAGAGUCAAUAUGGUAGGAACCCAUUCAAUGACCAGGAAGAACUGCAGAAGCUUUUUUCAAAGUAUGAGGAGCAGAAAGAGCAUCAGGAGGCUCGAUCCAGGGAGAAUCGUUGGAUAAACCCAACAUCUACUGUGUACCCACUGCCAUACAAUGCCUAUGGGGGCCACAACAACAGCUGGUCCAACAGAUGAGAUAGGUGCAUGGAAGCCACCACCAACAAGCAUUUCUUUCCAGAGCUACAUUGGUUUAUAUGAACUAUGACCUGAAUGCAUGUUUUUUUACUGAAUCAUUUGUUGCUGGGUUUUAUUAAGAAAAAAUGGUAACUACAGUGAUAACCAGUGUAAAAUUAGGAAAUCAUGAAAGAGAAUGCAACUUGCUGUUAAGGUGUCCUUCGUAAUUUUUAGUUGUAAAACUUAGAAGGGCUAGGUUAUUUGAAGGAGUCAACAAGAAUAUUGUUCACAACAGCUCUCUAAAGAUUGUGAGUUAGAUCAUAGGGCUUAAAAAAUGUAAUGUUAAAUUAGUGCUGCUUUAAUUUGUGAUAAAUACAGGUCUGGAAAUUAAAUGUCCAAGAUGAAUAAUUGUUGCCGAGUGGCAGUGACAUCACAUGUGACAACUACAGACGUGUUCUUAUUCUAUGCAAAUCAUUUAAAGGUGCUAUCAAGUGCCCAGUCUGAUUUUAUUGCCCUCUCUGGUUUCAUCAGUUGAAUUAUAGUAACCUGGUAGAGUAAGAAGGCCCUGAAUGAUAUUACGUUUUGCUAAUUUAUAGUUUACAUUUAUUUUGCACAUUUAUGUUUAAAAGAAUGUUAUAAUCUCACAGUAUAAUGUGCAUAAGUAAUUUAUUUCAAAAUUUUUCUUGGUACGUUCGACCUUGUGAUUGCAUUGCUCAUUGCCAGUCUUAAUGCAUAAAACCAGACACAUGUUUCAGUUUUGAGCAAUGCCCUAAAGAAACACAGCAGAAUAAGAGACUUUGGGGAAAGUACAGUUUAUCUAAAUAUUUGUACUGAUCCUCCCUUUCCUGAGUGCUUACUGGAGUAACCUCCCAUUUUGGCUACUGUGGCAGGAGCUUCUGUAUACCAGUUCUAGAACAGCUGGCCUUCAAUCUCCAAAUUCCAUAGCAGUUCUUAUGGGUUAUGCAGUGAUGCUACAGGUGAUGGCUUUUCUAAUUUAUGAUCACUUUACAGAUAUAUUAUGUUUUGAGUAUGUUACAAAAUAUGUUUAAAUUUCCUGUUCAGUUAUUUUAACUCUGUUUGGAGUUAGUGUGCUGCUAAAACUGAAUGUCAUUGUUAAAGAAUUUAACCAUUUUUAUGUUCUUUUGCAACCUAGAAGCCAAAGAAAUGCUAUAUCGGAUCACUUGCUGUAUAUGUAUAAGCAUCAAGUCCAAAGGUACCAUUGUCUGAAAUGGCUGUAUGUUAUGCCUUGAGUUUAAUGGGAGAUGCAUCAUGAUAUUCAGAGAUAAAUAUGAUGCAACUGUUGAUUUAGCAGUAUAUUGUUAAAACAGCAGCAUUUGGAUAGCUAUUUAAAAGUUUGUCUAAGUUAUAAAGUUUCCUUCAUCAUCUGA
Molecule: messenger RNA, 2508 nt
Organism: Protopterus annectens (West African lungfish)
Lineage: Eukaryota; Metazoa; Chordata; Ceratodontiformes; Protopteridae
Product: dual specificity protein phosphatase 22-A-like
Exons: 7
Coding region: 500-1141 (213 amino acids)
Biological process (GO): transforming growth factor beta receptor signaling pathway; regulation of cell population proliferation; positive regulation of JNK cascade
Cellular component (GO): cytosol
Molecular function (GO): protein tyrosine/serine/threonine phosphatase activity
Source: RefSeq, a predicted model, not a curated record